AUGGAGGUCCUGCGCCGCUCCUCGGUCCUUGCUGCAGAGAUCAUGGACGCCUUUGACCGCUCGCCCACCGACAAGGAGCUGGUAGCCCAGGCCAAGGCGCUGGGCAGGGAGUUCGUGCACGCGCGGCUCCUGCGCGCCGGCCUGGCCUGGAGCGCGCCCGAGCGCGCCGCGGCGCCGGGGGGCCGCCUGGCGGAGGUGUGCGCAGUGCUGCUGCGCCUGGGGGACGAGCUGGAGCAGAUUCGGCCCAGUGUGUACCGCAACGUGGCCCGCCAGCUGCACAUCUCCCUGCAGUCAGAGCCUGUGGUGACUGAUGCGUUUCUGGCUGUGGCAGGCCACAUCUUCUCAGCAGGCAUCACAUGGGGCAAGGUGGUGUCCCUCUACUCGGUGGCUGCGGGGCUGGCUGUGGACUGUGUGCGACAGGCCCAGCCUGCCAUGGUUCAUGCCCUGGUCGACUGCCUGGGGGAGUUUGUGCGAAAGACCCUGGCUACCUGGCUGCGGCGGCGUGGCGGAUGGACCGAUGUCCUGAAGUGUGUGGUCAGCACCGAUCCCAGCCUCCACUCCCACUGGCUCGUGGCCGCGCUGUGCAACUUUGGGCGCUUCCUGAAGGCCGCCUUCUUUGUGCUCUUGCCAGAGAGAUGAGUGCCUGCCUGGCACUCUGUGCCCAACCGGGGAGCCCUGCAGCACCUGGACAGCCCUGUCCCCUCCCAAGCCCCAAGCCCCAAGCUCCAGCCCUUCUCUCAAAGCCACUGCCCAAGUGCCAAGGGCAGCCCCAGGUUCUGCCCAGAAAAGGCCAUAGCAGGAUGCGAGCUGGCCUCGGUCCUCAUGGGCAGCAGGCUCUGCACUUCCAGGCUGAGGACCUGUGUGCUGACUGCUGAGCCCAUCCUAGAGACAGCAUCUGCCAUGAGAGGGUAGGGUUGUGGGUGGGCUCCAGAUGUGGACAGGAUGGUCUGUGGGAGCUGAGCCAGAGAGGCUUUGUCCUCUGCCGGGUAAGAAUGACCCACUUGCCCCUUGUGCCACUUGCAGAACCCUGAAAACUCAGACAUGGGAGGCUGGCCACCACCUUCUCCUUGAUGCUGUUUCCCAGGCAGGGCACGUGUUAAGUCCCACAGCCCCUGCCAGUCCUGCCAACUCAUGUGACAUGGCACUAAGAGGAAGACAUGUGGAAGAGCUGCUUCCUCCAGCUCCCUGUGCCCCAUGCAGGCAUCCCGCUCUGCUGCCAGGCUGUGUGCUGCAGGGGACUCAUGCAGUCCUGGGUCAGUGGCAGUCAACACGUUGAAAGAAUGCUGGGAAUAAACUCCAGACUGCUGUUCUCA
Cavia porcellus (domestic guinea pig) is the source of this 1313-nucleotide messenger RNA. RefSeq names its product BCL2 family apoptosis regulator BOK (gene Bok). The record is from RefSeq and is a predicted model, not a curated record. The transcript is spliced from 4 exons. NCBI's taxonomy places the organism in Eukaryota, Metazoa, Chordata, Mammalia, Rodentia, Caviidae. Gene Ontology annotation, biological process: intrinsic apoptotic signaling pathway in response to DNA damage; regulation of apoptotic process; extrinsic apoptotic signaling pathway in absence of ligand. Gene Ontology annotation, cellular component: mitochondrial outer membrane. Bases 1 to 639 code for a protein of 212 amino acids. Gene Ontology annotation, molecular function: protein homodimerization activity; protein heterodimerization activity.